Messenger RNA from Ricinus communis (castor bean), 2061 nucleotides. Its product is annotated as protein NRT1/ PTR FAMILY 6.3. NCBI's taxonomy places the organism in Eukaryota, Viridiplantae, Streptophyta, Magnoliopsida, Malpighiales, Euphorbiaceae. The transcript is spliced from 5 exons. Gene Ontology annotation, molecular function: nitrate transmembrane transporter activity. Gene Ontology annotation, biological process: transmembrane transport; oligopeptide transport; response to nitrate. The record is from RefSeq and is a predicted model, not a curated record. Gene Ontology annotation, cellular component: membrane. Bases 109 to 1863 code for a protein of 584 amino acids.
GCAUCCUUCCACAUUCAUCGUGCCACAGUUUUCUCCAUCACUAAUUCCUCUCUUGUAUCGGAUAGCUGUCAAUCCAAGAUACAUAAUCAAGCCAACCCUCAAUCUGCAAUGGCUAGUGAUCUCCCUCAAACACAGGGCAAGACGCUCCCUGAUGCCUGGGACUAUAAGGGUCGACCAGCCGAACGGUCCAAAACCGGUGGCUGGACCAGCUCUGCCAUGAUUCUAGGUGUAGAGGCAAUAGAGAGGCUAACUACACUUGGUAUUGCUGUCAAUCUGGUGACAUAUUUGACGGGUACUAUGCACCUUGCCAAUGCUACCUCUGCCAACACAGUCACCAACUUUCUUGGAACCUCCUUUAUGCUCACUUUGCUGGGUGGCUUUGUAGCUGACACGUUUCUCGGAAGGUAUCUCACCAUCGCCAUCUUUGCCACGGUGCAAGCAAUGGGUAUCACAAUCUUGACUAUCUCAACAAUAAUCCCGAGUCUCCGACCACCAAAAUGCCACAACAACACUGCCUGCAUCCCUGCAAGUGGCACUCAACUAAAUGUUCUAUACUUAGCCUUGUACCUCACUGCCCUUGGCACCGGCGGUCUCAAAUCAAGUGUCUCGGGAUUUGGCUCGGAUCAAUUUGAUGACACGGAUGAGAAAGAGAGAAAACAAAUGUCAAGCUUCUUUGGUUGGUUCUUUUUCUUGAUAAACAUAGGUGCACUUUGUGCAGUUACAAUUCUUGUUUACAUACAAGAUAAUCUUGGAAGAGAAUGGGGGUAUGGAAUAUGUGCAUGUGCUAUCGUGCUUGGAUUGAUUGUGUUUCUUUCUGGCACAAGGCGAUACCGGUUCAAGAAAUUGGUUGGUAGUCCACUGACACAGAUUGCAACAGUUCUUGUUGGUGCUUGGAGCAAAAGAAAUUUGGAAUUACCCUCAGAUCCAUCAUUUCUACAUGAUAUUGACAACUUUGAUGAGGGAAGCAAGAAAAAGAAGCAAAAACUUCCGCACAGCGACCAGUUCCGUUUCUUAGAUAAAGCAGCAAUCAAGGACCCAAAAGUCACUGUAGUGACCAAGUGGAACUUAUCAACUCUAACAGAUGUUGAAGAAGUGAAAAUGGUGGUUAGAAUGUUACCAAUUUGGGCUACUACGAUCAUGUUUUGGACAGUCUAUGCCCAAAUGACAACCUUUUCCGUGUCACAAGCAACCACAUUGGACCGUCAUAUCGGAAAUUUUCAAAUCCCAGCUGCAUCCUUAACAGUCUUCUUUGUUGGUAGCAUUCUCUUAACAGUCCCAAUUUAUGACAGAAUAAUAGUCCCAGUCUUAAGAAACGUUUUCAAGAAAUCAAAUGGCUUAACUCCGUUGCAACGUAUAGGAGUGGGUCUAAUAUUCUCAAUUAUUGCAAUGAUAGCUGCAGCACUUACUGAAAUAAAGAGGUUAAGAACCGCAGAAUCACACGGUUUGACUCAUGAUCCGACGGCCGAGAUUCCAACGACAGUGUUUUGGUUAAUCCCUCAGUUUAUCUUGGUAGGUUCAGGUGAAGCACUUACCUACGUCGGACAGCUUGAUUUCUUCUUAAAAGAGUGUCCUAAAGGGAUGAAGACAAUGAGUACAGGGCUGUUCUUGAGUACACUUUCUUUAGGGUUUUUCUUCAGCUCUUUGUUGGUUACUAUAGUGCACAAGGUGACAGGAAACAGCCCAUGGAUAGCUGAUAAUAUAAAUGAAGGGAAGCUUUAUGAUUUCUAUUGGCUACUGGCGAUUUUGGCUGGUUUGAAUUUGGUACUAUUUUUGGGUUGUGCUAAAUGGUAUGUUUACAAGGACAAGAGGCUUGCUGAAGUUGGGAUUGAAUUGGAGGAACUUGAUGAGCCUGCUUUCCACUGAUUUUCCUUUUUCUUUGUCUUUCUUGGGCUUUUUUUUUUUUUUUUCUUUUUACUUUUAUUUCUUAGUUUAUAUGUUUUACACUACAAAGCCAGGAAAGGCGUUUGCUUUGAAAUAAGCUUGUGACCCCCCCAUCCCUCUGAAUGUACAAAGUGCAUGAAAAUGAAGAACAGUUGAACAAGAUGUUCAACUCUUUUUUAA